UCCAUGACGAAUGUCUUUUGGCGUUUCCUGGUGAAGCCUUGGUGAGCUUUUAUACUGCUCUCUGGAUCACGGUACGAGCCAUUAGGAAUUCCCAAUCAAUUUUUAAACCUCAUACAUAACGCGGAUUCAUCAUGUUAUAUAAGCUUGGCUUAGGCACGGGGGCCAUUAACCAUCCAUGGGAAGACUGGUUAGUUCUAAAUGAGAAGCGUCCCAAUAAGGGUCGUGUGCCUCAAACCUUCUUUUACCAGACAUCCAGAGGUUCGUAGUUACCGGUGCCUAGUUGUGGCUACUACGAUCAACCAACACACCAACCAACCUAAAGCUUCAUUUUACACCGUUGCCAUAGACAACCGCUCGGAUACGGCAGAAGAAGCAUCAUUCCGUUGCCUUGUCCGCCAUUGCCACGGCAGACGUCAGGACGCGUUGGUCACGCACGCAAUUUCCGCCGACAGUUGCUCUCCAGUGAAAAGCUCCUCAAAAGUGUUUUGUUUUAAAAAUGGCUAACGAAACCAGUUCCCCCACUAGCAGCAAGCUAGUGCUGAUGAGCGAUCAGCUAUUCGUACGCGUCUAUACGGCUGGGACAAAUGUGAAGAAAUUUACGCAGCAAGCGGACAAGAACAACCAACCCACCAACGUUCUGGAAGUGUGCAAAUUUGUACUACGUCUCAUCGAAAGCCGGACACUGCCGUUGGAAGUGUGUGCUAAAAUUGUAUGCGGCAUGGGGCGCAUUCGUCUGUAUCACUUACAGAAAUUGUUUGCUGAAUUUACGGUACUCAGCAAGCGCACUUCAUGCGAUCGGCGCAUUGGAUACGGUGAAAAGAAUGUCAUACGACAGAUGAAGGUGCAAGUCGAAUGUAAGACCAACGGUAAACGAAAUGGCGACAUGGCCGUUCCGCCAGAUUUCGAGCUCGGUGUGGUAAACUUUGACCUUGACAUCAAGGAACAAAUUACCGAAAAGGAGGUAAUCUAUUCGCUUGUAUCGUGCAAAAAUGCUACAACGGUCAAAAACGUGCAAGACAUCACGUUGCGAGACGAGCCACUGCAGGCGGGAAAUUACGACGUUCAACAGUACGACGAGGAGGAGGAUGACUUUGGUGCAGCUUUAUCCAACGAAAUGCUGGAUUUUUUCUCCUCACACGAUGAACGAUUGGACGAUGAGGCUCGUGCGGUACAGCUGAACCCAAAACCGGCCAUUACACAGGAGAUGAUGGAUAUCGAACUACCGGUGGAACACGCUAUCGAUAUACCGAACGAUAUAGAACAUCCAAUACCACCAUUGGAAGACACACUUGAUCCAGUACCGGUCGUCUCCAUGGAAACGUCCAUCAUAGAGAAAGAUGCCCAGAUGAUGCUGCCACCAGCUGCUUGCAAUAAUUCUUAUGAAGGCUCCAUUCCUGAAGGGAAUGAUGAGGCGGCUUCAGAUACUUCUCUUCCGGAGCAGACAAUUGCACAGCUAGAGACUGAAAAGGUGAAGAGUACGGGCGCCGCACGAAAACGACGACUAAUCAUCGAUGCACACACACAGCUCAACUAUAAAUGCUUGAAGCAAAGAAUUUUAAAUUGGCCAACAAAUCUGGCCAAAUUGCAACGACCAAAUCCAAAGGAAGAACUGAACGCAUUGCUGGCUGAGGUUCGGUUGCAAAACCUUUUCACCAAACCAAUGCGUCCUUGGCUGUUUAGCUCUAAGUUCGAGCCCUCGGAACCUAGAGGCAAGAGGAGAGCUUCCUUCGACGAGUACGACCUUUGUCCGGCAAAGCGAAAUAAUUCGAAACGAUCAACUACUGUAGCAGGAGACGCGGCACCGAUUCCGGCUACUAUCAACGAGGAGCCACAUAUGCCGAUGAGCACUGUCGAUGAACGGCAGCACAUAACAACGACCGAGCCUGUCCAGGAGCCAGAGAUAAGAAACUUCCUUACCAGCUUCACGGGCAAUCCAUCGCAGUGGGAUUUUCUGAAGAGUUGUGACCCAUCCGCAAGUGAACCGCAGAAGCAAAAAAAGAACGACGAAGGUGUGGUAACGCGGUACGCAGCCGUGAAGGUACUGGAAUCGAUGUUCGACAGUGUGCCCGAUAAUUCCGUACAGUUUGAAUUGCUGCAAAGCAAGAUGAGCAAUCGGCUAAUUGCUGCCUCGUUGUUUGGAAAGCUUUUGGACCUUUCAAAGGACAAAACUAUUUUGGUGUCUACGGACGAGCGCGGAACGCCCGUUAGCGUUCAUAAGUACAUGAACUGGAAGGGUGCAUAAAAUUUUAGGAUUUGUAAAACAAAUUUACCGUAUCGCCGGGGAGAACGGGUAGCACUUCUUUUAAUAGUAAUUUAAUUAAAAUAAACCGAUUCAUUUUCACCAAACUAA
Molecule: messenger RNA, 2350 nt
Organism: Anopheles stephensi (Asian malaria mosquito)
Lineage: Eukaryota; Metazoa; Arthropoda; Insecta; Diptera; Culicidae
Exons: 9
Coding region: 497-2242 (581 amino acids)
Source: RefSeq, a predicted model, not a curated record